AUGCAAUCCUAUUCCUGCUCUCAUGUAUCCCAUGCUUCCCACCCUGGGCGGGUGAAAGUAAUUUUCAGUUCGGAAUCGGCGCAUGCCCAGUGGCUGCCCUUCAGGGUUUGGGCGUGCUCGUCCGCUGGGAAUCGCUGUCCGAUGACUGGGACUCCUCUCCCAGAGAGUGGAGCUCAUCAUCCAGUUGGUGGGGCUCCUUGUCCAGUGGGGGGGCCUCCACGCUCGCCGGCCGGGGGUUCUCGCCAUUCGAAGCCCCGGCCAGCAUGCGUCGCAGGGGUCCCAGCUCGCCGCCGGCGUCCAGCAGCACGGCGCCCAGGACGACGUGCCACGCGCGCACGAGCGCAGCGGGCACAGCGCGCAGGCUCUUGCGCCCGCGCCCGGGUCUGA
Auxenochlorella protothecoides is the source of this 387-nucleotide messenger RNA. RefSeq lists its product as hypothetical. The transcript has a single exon. The record is from RefSeq and is a predicted model, not a curated record. Bases 1 to 387 code for a protein of 128 amino acids. Lineage: Eukaryota; Viridiplantae; Chlorophyta; Trebouxiophyceae; Chlorellales; Chlorellaceae.